AUGACGGAAUACAAACAUCACGCAGAAAACAGCACUCAACAGGUGAUUCAAUCUGCUGAGCCAUACGACUUGGAGUUUGUGACUCCAAAGUCGUUUGUAGACUCUUCGUUUUUCCAGAAGCUAGGUAGCCUCAAGCUAGACUCCUACAAGCUGGAUAACUCGGCCAAGGACAUUUAUGGGUACUAUAACUUCAGGUCUAUAGUCAACAACUCAGUUCCGAGUAUAGCGCUGAAUGAUUUAUGCUUUGAAGACUCGAACGAACUGGAGAAUUCUCUUCCUGCGGGGUACAACCUCAUAGUCAAGGGCUCUUUGUUCAACGUGAACACCAUUGAGGAAUUCAAGAAAAUAGAUAAGGCCACAUUUUUGAGAGAAGCUGGCUCGAGGAUGUAUGAUAAGAUCCGAUCAGGCGAGGCUUUCAAGAAUCCCCAGGCUCUAAUGGAGUUCAAUUUGCUGACAUUUGCAGACUUGAAAAAAUUCAAGUUUUACUACUGGUUUGCGUUUCCAAAGUUGACGAUUGACUGGGUUGUCAUUUCAAAGACGGUAUUUGCUUCUGACUCGCGGAUCAACUAUCUCGAAACUUGGCUCAAGGAAAAUCCAAAAGAACAAGCGUUUCUGCUAUCUGGAGAUGACAUACAUUCGCUUAGUGAUAUUGAUCUGUUGGAGGAGGGAGCUGCUUGGACAUUGGGAUUCAUCGACACCGGGACGACCAAGGCCAAUGUACCCUCGUACCAGCUGCAGAACGUUCUGGCCGCGCUGGCGAUUAAAGGCGUCCGCAAAGUGACUGUAGAUGUGUUCAGGUUCAACCACAGUGCUGACAGUUUUUCAAUGGAGCUCUCAUUGAAAUCAAAAGAAGACUUACCAGAGACAUGUCCCCGAGUGACAGGGUGGGAAAGGACUGGGCAGAACAAGUUGGGUCCUAAAUUGGCCAACCUCGGUUCUUUGAUUAACCCUGAGCAACUUGCCGAUCAAGCUAUUGAUCUGAAUCUGAAACUGAUGAAAUGGAGAGUGUCUCCUAAUCUUGAUUUGGACACAAUCAAAGCGACAAAAUGCCUGCUUUUGGGCUCAGGGACUCUAGGAAGCUAUGUGGGCAGGGCGUUGCUCGGAUGGGGUGUUCGCAAUAUCACAUUUGUGGAUAAUGGAAAGGUUUCAUUCUCCAAUCCUGUUAGACAACCAUUGUUUAAGUUUGAUGAUUGUUUAGACGGCGGUGCACCCAAAGCAGUAGCAGCAGCGGCAGCUAUGAAGGAGAUAUUUCCUCUGUGCAAUGCAGUGGGAUAUCAGCUGGAGGUGCCAAUGGCUGGACACCCCGUGACUAAUGAGGAAAGCCAGAAGAAACAAUUUGAACAACUUGCAGAGCUGAUUGAGAGGCACGAUGCCAUUUUUCUUUUAAUGGACUCUAGGGAAACCAGGUGGUUGCCCACGAUUAUUGGAAAUUCCAAGCAUAAAAUUGUCAUAAAUGCAGCCCUUGGCUUUGACAGCUACUUGGUGAUGCGCCACGGUUGUCUGAGACCUGAAACAGACCUCACAGCUGAAGAUCAGGGAGAUAGAUUGGGAUGCUAUUUCUGUAAUGAUGUCGUUGCUCCAUCUGACAGUACUACAGACAGAUCUCUGGAUCAGAUGUGCACUGUCACGAGGCCUGGUGUGGCUUUGAUAGCUUCUGCUUUGGCAGUCGAACUCCUAGUUUCCAUUCUUCAGAAUCCUGAGAGGCAAUACGCCGAUGCUAAUGAUAGUAAGAAUGCAACCAUAUUGGGGGAACUGCCUCAUCAAAUGAGAGGGUUUUUGCACAAGUUUGAAACAGUCAAAGUCCAAGCCACUAACUACAAAUACUGUUCGGGCUGUUCGCUCAAAGUGCUUAAAGAGUAUGAAGACGAAGGAUGGGAGUUCGUCAAAAAGGCUUUGGAGAGUUCCAAGUACAUUGAAGACCUUACUGGACUAACUCAGGUUCACGAGGAGGCAGAGUUGGCAGCCGAGGGUCUCGAGCUUAUUGAUAGCGAGGAUGAAUGGGAAUAG
Molecule: messenger RNA, 2007 nt
Organism: Kuraishia capsulata CBS 1993
Lineage: Eukaryota; Fungi; Ascomycota; Pichiomycetes; Pichiales; Pichiaceae
Exons: 3
Coding region: 1-2007 (668 amino acids)
Biological process (GO): C-terminal protein lipidation; autophagosome assembly; autophagy of mitochondrion
Cellular component (GO): phagophore assembly site; cytoplasm
Molecular function (GO): Atg12 activating enzyme activity; Atg8 activating enzyme activity
Source: RefSeq, a predicted model, not a curated record